GCGCUUCUUAUGAUCAGCUCGGUGUGUGUCUCCUCCUACCGCGGGCGCAAGUCGGGGAACAAGCCUCCGUCCAAAACAUGUCUGAAGGAGGAGAUGGCCAAGGGCGAGGCGUCGGAGAAGAUCAUUAUCAACGUGGGCGGCACGCGACAUGAGACCUACCGCAGCACCCUGCGCACCCUACCUGGCACCCGCCUCGCCUGGCUGGCCGAUCCCGACGGUGGGGGUCGGCCCGAGUACGAUGGCGGUGGCCCGGGCAGUAGCGGCAGUAGCGGCGGCGCCGGGGGUUGCGAGUUCUUUUUCGAUCGGCACCCGGGCGUCUUUGCCUACGUGCUCAACUACUACCGCACCGGCAAGCUGCACUGCCCCGCCGACGUGUGCGGGCCGCUCUUCGAGGAGGAGCUCACCUUCUGGGGCAUCGACGAGACCGACGUGGAGCCUUGCUGCUGGAUGACCUACCGGCAGCACCGCGACGCCGAGGAGGCCCUCGACAUCUUUGAGAGCCCUGACGGGGGCAGCGGCGGCGCGGGGCCCACCGACGAUGCCGGCGACGAUGAGCGGGAGCUAGCCCUGCAGCGCCUGGGUCCCCACGAGGGAGGCGCUGGCCCAGGCUCCGGUUCUGGGGGCUGCCGCGGCUGGCAGCCACGCAUGUGGGCGCUCUUCGAGGACCCCUACUCCUCCCGGGCUGCCAGGGUAGUAGCCUUUGCCUCUCUCUUCUUCAUCCUGGUUUCCAUCACCACUUUCUGCCUGGAGACCCAUGAGGCUUUCAACAUUGACCGAAAUGUGACAGAGAUUCACCGAGUGGGGAACAUCACCAGCGUGCGCUUCCGGCGGGAGGUGGAGACAGAGCCCAUUUUGACUUACAUUGAGGGUGUGUGUGUGCUGUGGUUCACGCUGGAAUUCCUGGUGCGCAUUGUGUGUUGCCCAGACACUUUGGACUUUGUCAAGAAUCUGCUCAACAUCAUUGACUUCGUGGCUAUCCUACCCUUCUACCUGGAGGUUGGGUUGAGCGGCCUGUCAUCCAAGGCGGCCCGUGACGUGCUAGGCUUCUUGCGCGUGGUGCGCUUUGUGCGUAUCCUGCGAAUCUUCAAGCUCACGCGCCACUUCGUGGGGCUCCGGGUCCUGGGUCACACCCUGCGUGCCAGCACCAAUGAGUUUCUGCUGCUCAUCAUCUUCCUGGCCCUAGGUGUGCUCAUCUUUGCCACCAUGAUCUAUUAUGCUGAGCGUAUUGGUGCCAGGCCUUCCGACCCACGGGGCAAUGAUCACACCGACUUCAAGAAUAUCCCCAUCGGCUUUUGGUGGGCUGUGGUCACCAUGACAACGCUUGGGUAUGGGGACAUGUGCCCCAAGACAUGGUCAGGCAUGCUAGUGGGAGCACUGUGUGCCUUGGCCGGCGUGCUCACCAUCGCCAUGCCUGUGCCAGUCAUUGUCAACAACUUCGGCAUGUACUACUCCCUGGCCAUGGCCAAGCAGAAGCUACCCAAGAAACGAAAGAAGCACGUGCCUCGGCCAGCCCAGCUCGAGUCACCCCUUUACUGCAAGUCUGAGGAGACGUCUCCCCGGGACAGCACCUACAGUGAUACCAGCCCCCCUGCCCGGGAAGAGGGUACAGUUGAGAGGAAGCGGGCAGACUCUAAGCAGAACGGUGAUGCCAAUGUGGUGCUGUCUGACGAGGAGGGAGCUGGACUCACCCAGCCCCUGGCCUCUGCCCCCACCCCUGAGGAGCGCCGGGCCUUGCGACGCUCUGGCACGAGAGACAGAAACAAGAAGGCGGCUGCCUGUUUCCUGCUCAGUGCUGGGGACUAUGCCUGUGCUGAUGGCAGUGUCCGGAAAGCUCCCUCAGGCUCCAGCCCUGCCUCUGAGUCACCUGCCACUCCCACCCAGCUUCUGCGUUCUGUAUUCCUGCCAGAACCGGAGACUCAUCUAAUUUCUAUAAUUAAGUGUAUUCAUUUACCUAACAAGCCCGGGAGCACAACAGAGACCUGCCAAGACGCCCUCUCGUCCAACUAUGCCCAGGCUGAAGUCCUCACCCUCUCUUAAAGCGGCACCAACGUGAGAGACAGACAAACAGACAAAGCCAGAGGCUUAGGGAAACUCUGGAACCCAAGCACGAAUCUUUCGCUGAGAAAGACACUGAUAUCCUUGUUUGUACAGGACUGGUGGAAAACCUACCAUAUGACCCUCGGGGCCCAGAGCCAUCUGGGUCUGAUGUUUUGUUCUAUUGUACUUUGAAGAGAUAUAUAUGCACAUAUAGUAUCUAUAUUCAUACAUACUAUAUUCUUGUGUGUAGUGCACGUGCUAUUGGUGGUCUGUCAUGUUUGUUAGGCUAUGUCUCCCCAAGCUCUCUAUCCACCUCAAGUUUCCUUCCCCCCUUACAGAUUCCUUGUUUCUUCUGAUCAUGUGUGCAAUGUCCCAGGAAAGUCUACCUGGGAACUGCCUGGCUACUCUCUCCUAGGGUGUUUCUUCUUUUAGGAAGUGGCCUGUUGAAGUCUAUUGAAGGCCAGACUGCCCCCCAGGGUCACUGCUUCUCUAACCCAACCCUACCCCAGAUUGGGGUUCUACCUCCUACCCCACAUCUUAGUUGUGGGGGAACUUUCAGAGGCUCCUCUGCAGACUCUUCCACUCUUUCUAACACCCUUAUGUCCUUGCUGGAGGGGGGCAUUUUAUUUUUUUCAUUUUUAAUUUUUUUGUUCUGUCUCCUUCAUCUGUUUCUUUUCAAAGAUGCUGCUGGGCAGACGGGCAGGGAAGGGGUCUGUCUGCCCAUCUGGCUCAGGGGUCUGAGAAGGGGAUGCCUUGGGUGAGAGGAGACCAGUUGCAAUACUGUACUUCCUGGCCAGUGGCCAGAGGAUGUGUGCAAUAGCAGAGGCCAGGUGACCCCUUCAGCCUUGGCCUCUGCCCCUCCCCAGCCCUCCCUUCCCUCCUGGCCCCUCCCUGCUGUUGGUUGGUCCUUUUCUAAAGCUGUCCUCUUGUAUGUGUCUGAGGCAUGCCUAGGCCAGGCCCUGACACCCUGUCCGCAUGCCUUCAACUGUCAUGCUGUGCUCGAGCCCCAAUAAAGACAUCGAAGUGUCCUGUUGCUCCUCUA
Molecule: messenger RNA, 3079 nt
Organism: Cavia porcellus (domestic guinea pig)
Lineage: Eukaryota; Metazoa; Chordata; Mammalia; Rodentia; Caviidae
Gene: Kcnc4
Product: potassium voltage-gated channel subfamily C member 4
Exons: 5
Coding region: 10-2037 (675 amino acids)
Biological process (GO): protein homooligomerization; potassium ion transmembrane transport
Cellular component (GO): neuronal cell body membrane; axon terminus; postsynaptic membrane
Molecular function (GO): protein binding; delayed rectifier potassium channel activity
Source: RefSeq, a predicted model, not a curated record